UUGGCGUCUGUUUUGAAGGUCGGGAAGAAAGCUCGUUUGUAAUUUUAGUUGUAUUUCUUUUUUAAUCUCUAUCGAUCGGCAUUGAUAGAAGUACAGAAACUCCUCAAGACGUUGCAGAAACGCAAGUAGGAAUUCAAGAUGAAUGUUGCUGUUCCUGGAAAAAUUGUUCUUAAAAGUUCAACCUCAAAAACACUUAGUGACCGUUUUGGUGAAAUUGCCAAGUCAAGUGUGGUGGAAAAUGUUCGGAAUAAACAACGUGCUGAGAAUGUUGCCAGCCAAAAAAACAGACGUCUCGCUGCACAGAUGACGAAACGAAUGGGAAUUGAAGAACAGUCAUCGGCAAAAGGAACUGUAAAGAGCCGUCUCACUAUACCCAUUGCAAAUCGCUUGGGUACAAAGCGAGGAGGUCAAGUACGUGGACGUGGGGGAGUUAAAGUGCGGGGGCAAAGAGGUGGAGUUAGAGGUGUAGGAUCAAGAGGACGUGGCCAGACCAGAGGAGGAAGAGGCGGUUCAGUUGCUCGUGGAGGAGGCAGAACCACACGAGGAGGUAGUGGUUCCUUAAGAGGUCGUGGUUCAAUGCGAGGUCGUGGUUUAGGGCGAGGGGGUCGUGGAGGACAAUCUACAAGAGGAAGAGGCAGGCCUGCAAGCAGCCAACGAGGAGCCGGUCGCACUCGGGGAGGUCGUGGUGGCCGUGGCCGUGGUGGCAUGAGUAAGAAACAACCAACUAAAGAACAAUUGGACACUGAACUUGAUAAAUAUAUGUCAAAAACAAAGUCUGUUUUGAACUCACAGCUGGAUGAAUACAUGAAGGGAAGUGAUUAACAUGAAUCAAACAGUGAUUAUGAAGUUACAAAUCUGCUCUUGCCUGGACAAGUUUUAAUAUGUAAAUAAACAAGACUUUUCUACACAAAAAUAGUUUGACUACACCCACGAAAAAGAAAACACAUCCAAACACCACAUGAAUGAAGAGCAGACAAGUUGUUGGUGAAAAUGUUACUCUAAGAAAAAACACUGAUUUUUGUUAUUGCCAGUCAGUAUUAUUUAGUCAGACAAACUUGA
Dendronephthya gigantea is the source of this 1059-nucleotide messenger RNA. Its product is annotated as chromatin target of PRMT1 protein-like. The record is from RefSeq and is a predicted model, not a curated record. The transcript is spliced from 3 exons. NCBI's taxonomy places the organism in Eukaryota, Metazoa, Cnidaria, Anthozoa, Malacalcyonacea, Nephtheidae. The coding region runs from base 139 to 822 and encodes 227 amino acids.